AUGCAUAUACGUGUACACACUCCCAUCUCUACAACUAUUCGACUUGCAUCAACAGAAACCACUUUACACUUGUAUUCACAUCGCCUGCAAUUUUUCUUCCUUUCUUUUUUCUUUUUCUUUCUUUUACCCAAACUUACUUUCCACCAUUUUGUUUUCAAUUCUUUCCGCCAUCUUCCGUUUCGCUUUUAUUCGCCUAUCUGGACCUGCGUGAUACAUGCGUUCCAGCGUUCGUUCUUAUUUUUUUCAUUCCUUCUUUUCUACGGUAUUCUUUCUUUCGUAUUUCUUCCUUUUUUCCUUCUUUCGUUCUGUCUUUCUUUUAUCUUUCUUUCUUCGUUCUUUCUUUCUUUUCUUUCUUCUUUUUUCUUUAUUCUUUCUUCGUUUCUUUCCUCUUUCUUUCAUUCUUUCUUUAUGCCACCUUUCUUUCUUCGUUCUUUCUUUCUUUCUUCUAUCUUUCGUUCUUUCUUUCUUCUUUUUUUCUUUUUUCUUUGCUUUUUCUUACUUUUUUAUUUCAAUGAUCCAUUCUUUCAUUUCUUUCUUUCUUCGUCCUUUCUUUCGUCUUUCUUUCUUUUUCUUCUUUCUUUCUUUCGUUCUUCUUUUUUCUUUCUUCGUUCUUUCUUUCUUUCAUUCUUUUUUCUAGCAUUCGUUUUUUUCUUUCAUCCUUUUUCUUUCUUCGUUCUUUCUUUCGUCUUUCUUUUUCUUCUUUCUUUCUUCAUUUUUCUUUCUUCGUUCUUUCUUUCUUUCGCCUUUCUUUUAUUUCUCUUAGCUUUCUUUCCUUUUUUCUUAUUUUUACGUCUUUAUUUCAAUGAUCCAAUCUUUCAUUUCUUUCUUUCUUUCUUUCUUUCAAUAUACACGUUCUUACCCUUCUUACAUGACUCUUUUCUCAAUAUCUUCCCUAAUAAAUCAUUUCUUUAUUUUCGCUCCCCCCUCUCUCUCUCUCUCUCUCCUCUCUCUCUUCUCUAUUCUCUCUUUGGCAUCAUUCAGUCUUCUACUCAUUCAAUGAACUCUUCACUUCCGCCAUCGUUCUCACUUCCGUUCGGCCGACCCUUUACAUCCGGGACAAUGGAUCAUUUACUGACAUUAAACCAUCGCAUUGGUCACUCUGUGACAAUAGAUGUCAAUCAAGUUGCAUGGUUGCCAAAGAGAAUCAGUAUGUCCAUAUCUAUCUAUCUAUCUAUCUAUCUAUCUAUCUAUCUAUCUAUCUAUCCCUGUCUGUUAAUUAUCUAUCUAUCUAUCUAUCUAUCUAUCUAUCUAUCCCGGUCUGUUAUCUAUCUAUCUAUCUAUCUAUCUAUCUAUCUAUAUGUUAAUAAUCUAUCUAUCUAUCUAUCUAUCUAUCUAUCUAUCUAUCUAUCCCUGUCUGUUAAUUAUCUAUCUAUCUAUCCCUGUCUGCUAUCCAUCUAUCUAUCUAUUCCUCUCACUUUAUUAUCUAUCUAG
Acanthosepion pharaonis is the source of this 1431-nucleotide messenger RNA. The record is from the annotation of a GenBank genome assembly. NCBI's taxonomy places the organism in Eukaryota, Metazoa, Mollusca, Cephalopoda, Sepiida, Sepiidae.